CAGGAGUUUGAGACCAGCCUGAUCAACAUGAUGAAACCCUGUCUCUACUAAAAAUACAAAAAGUAGCCAAGCGAGGUGGCAUAUGCCUUUAAACCCAGCUACUCGAGAGGCUGAGGCAUGAGAAUUGCUUGUACCUAGGAGGCAGAGGUUGUAUCGAGCUGAGAUCGCACCACUGUAACCUGCACUCCAGUGACAGAGUGAAACUCCAUCUAAAACAAAAACAAAAACAAGAAAACCCCUUAUUCCUCCUGUCUAACCCAAAUUUUGUGUCCUCUGACUAACUUCUCCCCAGUCCCUCCAUCUCUCUUCCCUCUCUUCUUCUCUAGGCUGAGAGCAGCCAUUAGGACCAGGGCUGACUGUUCAGGCACGCCCAGCACUGGCCAGUGUGAGGAGGAGGAGCACAGAUCGCUGUUGUGACUUCCUGGGAGUGGGCUUACACUGGCAUCUGAGCAGGCUUCAGGAAAUAGAAGCAAAAUCCCCGGAGUGAUCUAAGGAGGACAAGCCUCACCUUGAAGGUUCUUCUGAGUCUUUGGCCUGGACAGAAACAUAAAACUUGAAUUUCUAAAGUGUCUUCUCCCUGAGUUUGGUGGCCUGCUUCUGGAGUGCUCGGUUCUGCUGCCGACAUGCCCACCCAGCUCGAGACGGCCAUGGACACCAUGAUUAGAACCUUCCAUCUCUAUUCUUCUAAGGAAGGGGACAGAUUCAAGCUCAGCAAAGGGGAACUGAAACUGCUCCUGCAACAAGAGCUCAUGGAAUUCCUCUCGUGCCAAAAGGAUCCCCAGUUGGUUGAUAAGAUAAUGCAGGACCUGGACGCCAAUAAGGACAACAAAGUGGAUUUUAAUGAAUUCGUGGUCAUGGUGGCAGCUCUGACAGUUGCUUGUAAUGAUUACUUUGUAGAACAAUUGAAGAAGAAAGGAAACUAAAGAUAAGUAAUAAGCUCAUCUAAAGGCACAAAUAUAUCUGAAGUUAUAUGCUUAAUGUUCAUUUAUACCCUUUAGAUCUAUAGACCCAGUAAUGUCAUUUGUAGCUAUAAUAUACAGUGCAUAUAUUAGUAAUUAAUUGCUACUAUUGAAUUAUGUGUUCCUUAAAAUACUGACUUUACAUAAAUAUUCUAAUCUCAUAUGCCCUACUUGAAAUUUGCCUAUAUUAAGAGGUUAUGGACGGGCGUGGUGGCUCACCCCUGUAAUCCCAGCACUUUGGGAGGCUGAGGUGGGCCUCACACCGAAGUGACUCCUCCCUCAGUCCUUCCCUGUGUUUUGUGCAUCUCUCAAAUAAAUGACUUCCACAAGAACCCUCAUCUCAGGGUCUCCUUCUGGGGGAACCCAAACAUGAAAGCUCCUCUGGAGAAUUUUAAGAAAGGGAGUGCCAUGAUUAUAUUUACACGUGUAAAUGAUUAUCCUAGCUACUGUGUAAAGAAAGGACUGUAGAGGCAGCAGUCAUGGCGGGCAGCCAGCGAGGAGGCUGUUGCUGUGGUCUGGGUAAGAGAUGAUGGUGUAUCUGGCCAGCAAUUCAGCAGUGGAGAUGAAGAGAAGCAGUCGAAUUGGUUAAGUAUUUUGGAGCUGGGACUGAUAGGACUUGCUGAUGGAUUGUUAGUUAAGUGUGAGGAAAAGAGAGAAGUCCAGGAUGAUAAAGCAGCUGCUGCUGUUUGCCCAUCUGAUAUCUCUUCAUCCUUUCUUCCAUGUAUCAGAACCCUGGUUUGUGCAGGGUGGCAAUGUGCCUGAUUAAAAAGCCAUAUUUCCUAGCCUCUCUAACAGCUGGUGUGGGGCUUGUAACACAGUUCUGGACAAUGUGAGACAAGCAGAAGGCUGCUAGGGAUUUCUGGGAAUGUUUUGCUGUUGUAGACAAGGAGCCAUAGCUCUUUGUCUCGCACCUUGUUGAUUCCUUCCUUCUUUUUUUUGUUGUUGGAGGUGGAUGUGAGGCUGGAGGUGGAACUGCCAUCUUGCAACCAUGAGGACAGUGGAGAAAAAAGAUAAAAGGAGCCUGGGCGUUGUUGUCAUUGAGGAGCCACUGCAGAGCCUUACUUGCCUGCUUCUGGUUCUCUCAUUAUGUGAAAAAAAAAAAAAAAAAUGACAGCUCUCUGGUUAUCUGGCUUCAAUUACAAACACAAUCUAUAAGGUUGAGAGUUUUGAUCAAGCAAAUGAUGCACUUUACUAAAAGGGAAGGACUGAGGGAGGAGUCACUUUGGUGUGAGGGCGUGUGGGCAGAUCAACAGCUCUGUGUAAGGUGGUAUUGGACAUCCUGGUGGGGUUUCAAAUGGGAAGCUGGAUAUAGGAUCUGGUCCGGACCUCAGGGUAAAUGGGGGACUGGAGAUAGAUUGGGAGUCAUUCAUAUCUACAUGGUCUUAAGCCACAGGAUUAGAGGAGGUCACUCCAGAUGAGUAUGUGGAUAGAGAAGAAGAAACAUCUGAUGGUUUGCUAUAAGGAAAAGGAAGAGCCCAUAAAUGAUACAAAAGAGGCAUGGCCAGGGAAAAGCAGGAGAGUGUAGCGCUUCAGAAGCCUAGAGAAGAUAGCAUGUGGAGAAGAGAGAAAUCCAUUGAGAGGUGGAGUAUCAUGAAAACAAAGACUCGACCACUAGAUUUGGAACGGUGAGAUCAUCUGUGACAUUGGUGACACUGACGGGAGUUGAAUUUUGGUUACAGAAGAGCCUAAUCUCUGUUUCUUUCUUUUUUUUUUUUUUGAAAUGGAGUCUCACUCUUUUGCCAAAAAAAAAAAAAAAUGACAGCUCUCUGGUUAUUUGGCUUCUAUUAUGUGCAGCUAAACACAAUCUAUAAGUCUGAGAGUUUUGAUCAAGCAAACGAUGCAGUUUACUAAAAGGGAAGGACUGAGGGAGGAGUCACUUUGGUGUGAGGGCGUGUGGGCAGUCAACGGCUCUGUUUAAGGUGGUAUUGGACAUGUUUAAGGUGCAGUGGCGUGAUCUCGGCUCACUGCAACCUCCACCUCCUGGGUUCAAGCGAUUCUUGUGCCUCAGCCUCCCAAGUAGCUGGGAUUAUGGGUGCCCACCACCACACCCAGCUAAUUUUUGUAUUUUUAGUAGAGUUGGUGUUUCACCAUGUUGGCCAGGAUGCUCUUGACCUCCUGACCUCGUGAUCUGCCCUUGACUCGGCCUCUCAAAGUGCUGAGAUUACAGAUGUGAGCUACCUCGCCAGGAUUUUUUUUUUUUUUUUUUUUUUUUUUUGAGAUAAGGUCUGACUCUGUUGCCCAGGCUGGAGGACAGUGGUGCGAUCUCGGCUCACUGCAACCUCCACCUCCUGGGUUCAAGCGAUUCUCAUGACUCAGCCUCCUGAGUACCUGGGAUCACAGGUGCAUCACCAUGCCCAGCUAACUUUUGUGAUUUUAGUAGAGACCGGGUUUCACCAUGAUGUCCAGGCCAGUCUCCAACUCCUAAGCACAAGUGAUCCACCUUUCUCGGCCCCCCAGAGUGCUGAGAUUACAGGCGUGAGCCACCACGCCCAGCCCAGAAGAAUCUAUCUUUCAAUCUGACAAGUAGAAGUUGCUCAAUAAAUCUAUGUUUAGGGAACAAAUGAAAUAAUCUGCCAAUUGUGGACUUUCUAGUGCUAAGUCCUGACAUUUUUCCCCCCCUUAAAUAGAAUAAUAUUUUUUGUCUUUCUUGAACCAGUUCUGAGCAGAUAGGACAGGAAGAAUUUAGAGAGCAGGAUAUUUAAGAGAAGAAAUGCAGACCAUUGGUAUUUACUCAUGUCUUUCAAAAGGUUAUGUUGUAGGAGUUAUUAAGAGAUUAUUUUAGGCAGAUAGAGAGGAAAAGUGGUCCCUGGGAAGUUUUCAUUUUUUAAAGCACCUCCAGAAAAUUUCUUGUAAAGCCGCAGCUCUUAAAGUCAGGCUGGCAACCUUUGAUAUGCAAAUACAGUUAUUAGGAACUGGGUCCACCCAACAUGGUCACGCCGGCAAUCUGUAAUAUGCAAGUAAGCCGUUAGAAACUGGAUCCACCGGGCAGCAUAGCUGCCCUGUCCUUAUCUGUGUAGAACAUCAUGGCGCCCUAUAUUUGCAUAUUAAAAGCUAGGGUGGGAGGGCCAGCUAUAUCUAGGGUUACAUGAAUGACAUGCCUGGUCAAACCAAUCCCCUGAGCCCUAUGCAAAUCAGACACUGACUUCUCCAGCUAUUGCAUGUAACUGGAUAUUACCUGACGUGGAGGGUUCCCUCUUUCUGCUUUGGAGCCCCUUCCUGUUAAAACAUGCCCAGUCUGAAUGAAGAGACCCCUCAAACAGGCUUUGUGUGAACAACAUGGCUGUUUAUUCACCCAGGUGUGGGCUGAGUCCGAAAAGGGAGUCAGCGUAAGGAUAGGAGUGGGAUAGGAGUUGGUUUUAUAGGUUUGGGGUAGGCAAGUGGAAAGUUACAGAUGUUACUGUUUAGAGCGGUUUUUUGCAAGCGGGCAGUGGGUCUUAGGGUCUGGAGUCUGGAGGUUGACCAAGGUGGGUUACCAAGUCCAGUUGCCUUAUCAGUUGGGGCGGGUUAAGUUCCGUUUUUACAAGUUGAUAUACUAAUCAUGCAAGAGAAGGUUUGGACAUUUUGCAGCUGCCUUUAAACUUUUCAUUUUAAUUUACCCCAAAGUUUACAUAUUCUAAAGUGAGUUACUGAAACAUGAAAAGUAAAUCCAGAAUUUUCUUCACCUUCUAGUCUAGGAUGGACAUUCUUAAUAUAGAGAAAUAAAUGGAAAAACAAAUGUUCAUUUCAUGGCAUUUCUAAAAAUCUAUUAAAAGUGGGGAAAAAGCAAUCCCUGUUUUAGAUUACAUUUCAAAUGAGUAAGAAUUACAUGAUGUACCAAAAGUUCUUUUCCAGUAAAAGAGAGGCUUUCUUUUCCUAAUGUUAGGAAAACACAAUUUUGUAGAAGGCAAAAUUGAUUAUUUCUUAUGCCCAGGGGCACUGGCCUUUGCAUUUGCUGGAGUUUAAAUAAAUGAAGUUUAAACAUUCAA
Messenger RNA from Callithrix jacchus (white-tufted-ear marmoset), 4924 nucleotides. RefSeq names its product S100 calcium binding protein Z (gene S100Z). NCBI's taxonomy places the organism in Eukaryota, Metazoa, Chordata, Mammalia, Primates, Cebidae. The record is from RefSeq and is a predicted model, not a curated record. Gene Ontology annotation, molecular function: calcium ion binding; calcium-dependent protein binding.